Molecule: messenger RNA, 1312 nt
Organism: Chinchilla lanigera (long-tailed chinchilla)
Lineage: Eukaryota; Metazoa; Chordata; Mammalia; Rodentia; Chinchillidae
Gene: Galt
Product: galactose-1-phosphate uridylyltransferase
Exons: 11
Coding region: 81-1217 (378 amino acids)
Biological process (GO): beta-D-galactose catabolic process via UDP-galactose, Leloir pathway
Cellular component (GO): cytoplasm
Molecular function (GO): UDP-glucose:hexose-1-phosphate uridylyltransferase activity; zinc ion binding
Source: RefSeq, a predicted model, not a curated record
GGCGCGGGGCGGCCCGGGGCGGGGCGAAAUGAAAGCUAGCGUCUGCCCGGCAGACGUUCCCCGCUGCCCCGGGAGUCCUCAUGUCGCGCAGUGCAGACCCUGAGCCGCGCCAGCGGACGGCGGCGGUGGACGCCGCCUCAGCAGCCUUCCGGUCUAGCGAGCAUCAACAUAUCCGCUACAACCCGCUGCAGGAUGAGUGGGUGCUGGUGUCAGCUCACCGCAUGAAGCGGCCGUGGCAAGGGCAAGUGGAGCCCCCGCUCCUGAAGACGGUGCCCCGCCACGAUCCCCUCAACCCUCUGUGUCCCGGGGCCACACGGGCCAACGGCGAGGUGAAUCCCCACUAUGAUGGCACCUUUCUGUUUGACAAUGACUUCCCAGCUCUGCAGCCUGAUGCUCCGGACCCAGGACCCAGUGAUCACCCCCUCUUCCGAGCAGAGGCCGCUCGAGGAGUUUGUAAAGUCAUGUGCUUCCACCCCUGGUCGGAUGUGACGCUGCCUCUCAUGUCGGUCCCUGAGAUCCGGGCUGUCGUGGAUUCAUGGGCCUCAGUCACAGAGGAGUUGGGUGCCCAGUACCCUUGGGUACAGAUCUUUGAAAAUAAAGGAGCCAUGAUGGGCUGUUCUAACCCCCACCCCCACUGCCAGGUGUGGGCCAGCAGUUUCCUGCCAGAUGUUGCUCAGCGGGAGGAGCGGUCUCAGCAGUCCUAUCACAGUCAGCAUGGAGAGCCCCUGCUGAUAGAGUACAGCCGCCAGGAACUACUCAGGAAGGAACGUCUGGUCCUAACCAGUGAGCACUGGCUAGUGCUGGUGCCCUUCUGGGCAGUGUGGCCCUUCCAAACACUGCUGCUGCCCCGUCGACAUGUGCGGCGGCUGCCCGAGCUGACCCCGGCUGAGCGUGAUGAUCUAGCCUCCAUCAUGAAGAAGCUCCUGACCAAGUACGACAACCUAUUCGAGACAUCUUUUCCCUACUCUAUGGGCUGGCAUGGUGCCCCCACAGGAUCAGCAGCUGGGGCCAACUGGGACCACUGGCAGCUGCAUGCUCAUUACUACCCUCCACUUCUGCGCUCUGCUACUGUCCGGAAAUUCAUGGUUGGCUAUGAAAUGCUGGCCCAGGCCCAGAGGGACCUCACCCCUGAGCAGGCCGCAGAGAGGCUAAGGGUACUUCCAGAGGUACACUACUGCCUGGGGCAGAAGGACAGGGAGACAACAGCCAUUGCCUGACCACAGGGCUGGAGUCCUUCUGCCAGAGGAGACUGAGGCCUGGAGCAUGGGCAAAUGUAGCAUCGAUAAAAUUAAAUUAAAACUUUAAUUACAUA